AUGGAUGUGCUGCGAUUACUAGUGAGAGACACUGAAGGUGUUGUCGACACCUGUGAAGCAACAAAUGAUUUCGAUGGUCGUAUUAACUUAAGAGUUUUAUCAAUCUUUAUGAUUAUGAUAUCAUCAGGGUUGGGUGUAUUCUUCCCACUUCUAGCCUCUAGAUACUCAUUCAUAAGGCUUCCGGAAUGGUGCUUCUUUAUUGCAAAAUUUUUUGGAUCAGGUGUCAUUGUAUCGACUGCUUUUAUUCAUUUAUUGGUACCUGCUGCUGAAGCAUUAGGAAAUGAUUGUUUAGGUGGAACAUUUGUAGAAUACCCUUGGGCUUUUGGUAUAUGUCUAAUGUCAUUAUUUUUAUUGUUUUUCACAGAAAUUAUCACUCAUUAUUUUAUGUCAAAAAGUUUAGAUAAUGAUCAUGGUGAUAGUGGACAUUCUCACUCACAUUUUGGAAACCAGAAUAAAGACAUAGAAAUCAACAGUCAUUUCUCAUCCGACGAAGAUGAGGUUGAUAAUAAAGAUAUCUCAGAAGAAAGAACAUACCAGAUGAAGUAUGAUUUCGAAUUAGAUACAAAAAAAGUCAAUGAACAGACAUCGCCAUUGUACUCUGUUUCUUCAUACGCACAAGUGGGUACAUCAUCUUCAAAAAAUAGCAUACUUCCUAAGGAAACAAAUAUAAAAUUAAAACAACUGGAAUCAAUUCCAGGCAAAAAUCAUUAUUCUCAUGAUAAAAACCAUCAAGAUCCUUCACAGUUGGGUACUCCUGUAGAAGAAAUAGAUAAGGAACAAUACUUAGGUCAAAUUGUUGGUGUAACAAUUUUAGAAAUUGGUGUCAUAUUUCAUUCCAUCUUUGUUGGGCUAUCUUUAGCAGUCUCUGGUGAAGAAUUCAUUACAUUAUUCAUCGUUUUGGUUUUCCACCAGAUGUUCGAAGGUUUGGGUUUAGGUACCAGAUUGGCAGAAGCAAACUGGCCGCAUAGUAAAAGAUAUACACCAUGGCUGAUGGCUCUGGGUUUUACUUUAACUACACCAAUUGCAAUUGCCAUUGGUAUUGGUGUCAGAUACUCAUGGAUCCCUGGUUCCCGGAAAUCAUUAAUUGCCAAUGGUGUUUUCGAUGCGAUUUCAUCAGGUAUUUUGAUUUAUACAGGUUUAGUAGAAUUAAUGGCACAUGAAUUUCUAUUUUCUAAUCAAUUCAAGGGUCCUGGUGGAUUUAAAAGGAUGCUUUCAGCAUACUUUGUUAUGUGUUGUGGUGCUGCUCUAAUGGCAGUAUUGGGGAGAUGGGCUUGA
Messenger RNA from Vanderwaltozyma polyspora DSM 70294, 1275 nucleotides. RefSeq names its product low-affinity Zn(2+) transporter ZRT2 (gene ZRT2). Gene Ontology annotation, biological process: zinc ion import across plasma membrane. Gene Ontology annotation, cellular component: plasma membrane. The transcript has a single exon. The record is from RefSeq and is a predicted model, not a curated record. Bases 1 to 1275 code for a protein of 424 amino acids. Lineage: Eukaryota; Fungi; Ascomycota; Saccharomycetes; Saccharomycetales; Saccharomycetaceae. Gene Ontology annotation, molecular function: low-affinity zinc ion transmembrane transporter activity.